Messenger RNA from Oreochromis aureus, 3501 nucleotides. RefSeq lists its product as uncharacterized. The record is from RefSeq and is a predicted model, not a curated record. Gene Ontology annotation, cellular component: membrane; extracellular region. The transcript has 6 exons. NCBI's taxonomy places the organism in Eukaryota, Metazoa, Chordata, Actinopteri, Cichliformes, Cichlidae. Gene Ontology annotation, biological process: lipoprotein metabolic process; lipid transport. Bases 152 to 1957 code for a protein of 601 amino acids. Gene Ontology annotation, molecular function: lipid binding.
CGCAAACACAAGGCUCACAUGCGGCGUGAAGUGAAAAAAGUGAGUGAGAGAGAGAGGGUGAGGGAAAGAAAAAAGACACACGGCUCCCGUUGUUCACUUCAAAGAUAAGUAAAUAGCUACACCUCAAGAAGAACGUGAGCCAAGUUCCACAAUGUCUGUGGCAAGAAAGGAGCUACAGGAGGCCUUGUGCCACUACGCAACAGACACCCUUAUCCACAUUCACACAGUGAGAGACUUCUGUGAAGAGUUCUCUACAUGGUCGCUCUGGAGGGAGACUGAGCUGGACAGAAUGAUGGACAUUAAAGAUGGGGUUGACACACUUGACCUCAAAAUCAGUCAUGUCUUUAAUUCAGAGGAAAAAUGCAAGGCCUUCCUGAAAUUUGUGAAUAGCAAAAUGAGUGCAGAAAGCAGGCAUGCAGAGCUGGAAAAGGAGCUUACUGAAGUGCUGGAGCACAUUUUGAGAGGCCUGGAGAAUCUCAGCUUAUUCCUGGAUGCAGUGGAGAAGCUGGCAGUGACAUCACUGCACAUAUUCACAGAGAACCAAGUGUUACACCUGCCUGAAGGGGUCACCCUUGGAGAUGUUAAAGAUGCCAUCAUCACUGCACAACAAAUCUGCCCUCUGCUGUUGGAGUUUAAAAGAGAUAACAACGUCUUCUUCCUUCCUAAACUUCAUAAUGUGGAUGUGCUGAAAUAUCAGCUGGACCGAUACAUACAGACCUCUCAGAAAAUCUAUAAAAAUUUUGAGAAUAGCUCCAUAAGAGAUAUUUCACUGGUGACCUUGGAUGUUGUGGUGGACCUGAAUGUGGAUUUGUGUGAUGACAACAUACAAAGUAUGCUUCAUCACAUAUAUCAUCUUGAAAAAAUCAGGAUGGAUCCAAACUUCAGACUAAUGUUCUUGUUCAAGGAAAGUUCCUGUCUGGAUUUCAUUGGCAAGUUUGACGAGCAACAGCCCAGGAUGUUGGAGUUUCUAAAUGAGCUGGAGCAAUGUGCUCUUAAGUUAGAUAAGCUGAGUAAGGGGGUAAAGAUCUCUAGUGUGGCAGGCAGCUCAGUGGGGGCAGUUGGGAGUGUCCUGUCCAUUGUUGGUUUGGCAUUAAUUCCUGUAACAGCAGGAGUGUCUUUUGGUCUGACAAUGGCCGGUGUCGGGCUAGGACUCACCAGCGCACUCAACAGUGCUGUGACCACUGGAGCUGAGAUUGGAGUCAACCAGAAACAUCAAACAAAAGCUGGUGAAGUAUUCCAGAAAUUCACAGAGGAUGUGAAGGGCCUACAGGCAUUUUUGCAGGAUGAGACCAAUCAGCAUAUUUGUCAAGCAGAAGUCUGCCAAAGUGAAGACCUUACCACAAAUACUGAUACACUGGUGGCUCAGGAAGCGCAAACAAUACGUAAUGUACCCAGAGUGGCCUCAGACAUCCCAGAGAUUAGUGAAGCAGCAAUCAAAGGUUCUCUUGCUGCCUCUAGGUCAGCCAGGGCUGGUUUCAUUGCGGUCAAUGCACUCUUCCUUGGCAUGGAUAUCUUCUUUAUCUGCAAAGACAGCGUUAGUCUAGCUAAAGGCAUUGAGAGUAAAGUCUCACAGUUAAUAAGAGCCAGAGCUACACUUUGGAGCUCAGAGAUGAACUCAUGGCAGAAAAUACAUGACUCUCUGAAGAAAGGCCUGCUGACAUCAGAAAGAAAUAAAAAGAUCUUGGAGGCAUCAUUUUACCCAGAGAUGAAGAAACAGAGAAUAAGUGAAAUAGAAGCCCAUUCAUCUAUCCAUUACAAUAACCAUGUAAUCAGUUCGGUUAUUCAAUAUAAUUCCUUUUCAGUUCAGAGGUUCUGGAACCUAUCCCCACCCUGGACAGGUGGCCAGCCUAUUGCAGAGCUCAAGAUUGAACAAUUGUUUCUAAUUGUUACAGUUUUAGUUGUUUUUUUGUGGUUUAUUUUGAAGGUGUGUGAUGCUGCUUUCUUUUACCUGAUGUAGGUAUUGCAUUUCUUUUCAUGGAGUCCGUGAGUUAGGUGCUGCAGAUCAGGAAUUUAGGUACUUAAACUGGAAUACAGAGAUUGACUUUUAGCAUGACUCCAUGAACCAGUCUGCCAAAAAAACUGAGACAUCCCUGAGAGUCUAAUAAAACAUAGACUUGUAUUAUAGAGCACAGUCAGUACAUAGGCAGUUAAAUGUGUAGUUGACUGAACCUGUGUAUUUUUUAUUGCUAUUAAGAAAACAGAUUGAUUAAUAGGCCAUCCAUAAAGAAACAGAACUACAUCAGUACAUUUUUUCAUUUUGUUUGAUUUUUAAAAACUGGAUCUAUUUUUCGAAAGCUAUGAUGUCCAUCCAAUAUCAUCUUUACAAUGUAUUUGUAAAUGUUUAAUUUUAGAAUGAAAUUUCACUAUUUAUAUGUGCUUCACUAAGUUAUGUUUUCAUGUUGUCAGCAAUGGUAGUGAAUAAAACUUACCACAAGCUUACUGCAAGAGAAGCGUAACCUCUCUAAAUCAGAUUUGUGAUCAUUCUGAGCUAUUUCAUAUUUUAUUUAGGCUUUUGUCAUGUAGAUUUGCAUGUACCUGUAUACUGCCACCUGUAUAACCUAUAUAUGUAACCUUUGUGUCCACGGCGGUGGGAUUCAGUCUGACGAUCCGAACCACCAGUGAGACGUCUGAGGGUGAGAAACACUAUUUUGGUAUAUAAAACCGCCGCAAAGGUUUAAAGUGACAAAUAAAAUAGGUUAGGUUCGCCGAAAGGAACCGAAUUAGACUUAGGUUAGAAGUAGCCGCAAUUACUUUGUGACAAAUUAAAAUAGGCUGGGUUUGCUGAAAGGAACCGAAUUAGACUGGGUUUAGAGGUAGCCGAAAUUACUUCAUGACAAAUUGUAAAAGCGCGCAAAUGUUUAUGUGUGUAUGUGUCCGGAAGUAAGUUGAUUUUUGUGGAGAUACAGAAAUUAUUUUUACUGCAAUAAUAUAACCUCCAUUAUUAACAUUGUCUUAAUAAUAUAACUUACAGGAUUGAUAUUGUAUUAAAGAAGUUUGCCAUCAUAUUAACCUUUUUCAUUACAGGUGUAGGUAUGAUCAUUUUAUACACAUUGCAUAUUUGUGCUCAUUCAGAGUUGAUGUUCAGUCUAUUAAAGGUCUCAAGCUUUGUGAAGCGCUAUGUCUUCACAAUCCAUUGUGUGGGUGACUUAGAACAUAGAAGGCCGCAUACACGCUUACAAACACAUAUAACCUAGAAACCUGCCAGGCCAAAGGCCUGGAAUUCAUUUAGCUUCUAACUGCAUUUUAGUCUACUUGGUAACAGAUGACAAGAGAUUAGUUAAGAAAAGCACCAGCCUUCAGGGACCAGGUAGGCUUGAAAUUUAUUGCCAUGUAUGGAAAGUGUUAUAGAAAACGGAACUUUUGUGUCUCUUUUUAGACAUUUAACCUCCUAGGACCUGGCGUCCACAUAUGUGGACAUCACAUUUUGGGUUGUCUAGACCAAAAUACUACAUUUUGUUCUACAAGGGCCUGAUAUCCAAUUACUAGGACAUUAUACUGCCA